Messenger RNA from Corapipo altera (White-ruffed manakin), 4569 nucleotides. RefSeq names its product von Willebrand factor A domain-containing protein 5A-like. The coding region runs from base 76 to 2538 and encodes 820 amino acids. The record is from RefSeq and is a predicted model, not a curated record. NCBI's taxonomy places the organism in Eukaryota, Metazoa, Chordata, Aves, Passeriformes, Pipridae. The transcript has 19 exons.
UUCCUGUAUCUGUCUGCCUGUCGUUCCUGUUGCAGUCUGCUGUUUCAUGAAGUUCUCUUCAACCAAAAAGUCUAGAUGAGGAAAAGUGGCAUCCUGAGCAAACAGUAUAUGUGUAGGGGCUUAUUCCAGAGGGGAAUAUGGUUCUUUUCUUCCUAUCCUGAAGUGGAGCUGGAAACUGUGACAGUAAAUGUAACCAUUCAGGACUUUGUGGCUGAUGUGGUGUCUGAGCUGGUUUUCUGCAACGUGCAGCAAGUCUCCAAGGAGACCAUGUUCAUCUUUCCUGUGGAUUCAAAUACUGUUGUAGACACCUUCCACGCUACCAUGGGGGACUCUUGCAUUCAAGCAAUGCUCUGGGAGAAGGAGGAGGCCCAGAAGCUGUGCAAAGCUACUCCAGGCAUGCAGAAUUUAAGAUACCUGCAGGAUCAGUGGGAUCUCUGGGGUCGUGUGUUCGCUUGUUUCUUGGGAACUCUGCCUCCUAACGGGGAGGUGACCAUCAGCCUCUGCUACACCCAGGAGCUGCCACUGCAGCCAGAUGGGGCUGCCCAGUUUUGCUGGCCACAUGAACUGUUCCCGUGGAUAAAAUACACCAGCCGGAUCUCUUCCAAGGAGGAGAUGUCCAAAAAUCUGCACUUCAGCAUCUCCCUGAAGUCAGCCCGUGGUGUGUCCCAUGUAGUCAUUAACAGCAGCCACACCCCUUUGCAAUACACGGCUUCUGAUCACACAUCUGCUCAGGUAUUCUUGAAAUCAUCACCCUGGAUGCAGGAUGAUCUGAACUUAAUGGUGUAUUACAAAGGGCCUCACACUCUCAGUGCUGUGGUGGAGAGGAGAGAUCCUAAAGCCCCACCUGGCUCUCUGCUAGGACACCCUGUUGUGAUGCUGACACUGAUGCCAAACAUUCUGGAAGUAGUGCCCAGUCCAGGCCAUCUGGGGGAAUUCCUCUUUCUUGUGGACUGCAGCCUCUUCCAGGAUGCACAGACAACACUGUUAUUCCUCCUCAAGAGUUUGCCUCUGGGCUGUUACUUCAACAUCUACAGUUUUGGGGCCACUUUCAAAGCCUUCUAUUCGCAGAGCGUGGAGUACACACAGGAAAACAUGGACAGUGCUGUGGGGCGCAUCUCCUCCAUCUGCCCUGAUCUGGGGGGCUGUGACCUGUUGGGUCUCCUAAGGUCUAUUUACAGCACUCCUCUCCUUUAUGGGCACCCCCAUCAGCUUUUUAUCUUCAUUCAAAGGAAGAUCUCCAGUGAAGAGGAAGCUGUCAUGGCUGAGGUCUACCGUUACCGAGACCACCACCGGUGUUUCUGUUUUCCUGCUAACAGAUGUGUCAACUUUCACCUUUCCCGGGCCAUAGCCCUGGAGACAAAAGGUGAAUGUGUGUGCAUCCACCCUAGAGUGGACAUGACAUCCAAGGCAGUGAAAUGUCUGCAGCGGGCUCUGCAGCCUGUGGCCAGUGGGAUCUCACUACACUGGGACCUUCCACCUGGCCUGGAGGUGUCACUGAUCAGAAAAGCUCCUGAGAUGAUCUUCCAGGGACAUCAGAGCUCCAUCUAUGCCCAGAUCUGUGGGGAAGCACAGGAUGCAAAGGUGGAUGAGGGAGCUGUGACUCUUCAGUACCAUGUGGGCAAUCAGUUCUUCGAUUACACACUCAGGUUCUCAUUGUCCCCAUCAUCAGAUGACAGGCUGCCAGUGCAUCGCAUGACCCUGAUGCACCUGCUGUGGGAACGAGCCUGGGAGGGGACAAGCAGGACAGAGAAGGACACCUGGCAGAGCACAGUGAAGUCCAGCCUCACCCUGGGGGUUCCAUCUCCCUUCACAUCCAGUGUGGCUGUACGGAUGAAACAGAGGGACACCUGGCACCAUGACUCUUCCACGUUGCUCUCUCCCUCUUUAAACCUGGUUCCCUGCCAGUUGCUCUGGUUGCGUGGAUUCAGGCCUGGGUUGUUCAAGUCCACCAAGUUUUGGAUGGUUCAGAAAUGCCAGUUAUGCCUUGAGAUGCUCGGUCACAAAGCCCCUGACACUGAGAUACUCACCCAGCUUUCGACAUACUGUAAAGAGCAGAAGCUUUCUCCUGAAGAACAGGUGAUGGAUGAACUGCCAGCAUUUAACAUUGGUUGGGACUGGGCAAUUUCACCGCUGGCAACAAGACUGUGUGACUUCUCUGGGCUCAGGGCAGUGGUGGCACUCCAGAAAGCAAAUGGCUCCUGGGCCCUCACCACAGCUCUGGCCUCUGCCUUGGGGCUCAGCAAAGCUGAUAUUGAGGGACAGAGGCCCAGUGAGGAUGUGGAGCCAGCUGUCUGGGCCACAGUUUUGGCCUUGGUCUGGUUGCACAAGUAUAAGUGGAAGGUACCUUGGUCAGAGCUUCUGGUGGCCAAAGCAUGCAGGUGGCUGCUGGACCAAGAUGAAGUCCAACUGGAUGAAUGUCUGGAGGCAGCAAAUUCCCUACUGGGCUGCUUUGAGGAGCCCACUGUCUUCAGGAUGUGCACUUACCUCACUGCUGGGGGUGGAAAAGAAGCUAGGUGGGAACACAGCCAGGAAAGCUGACCCAAACUAGUCAAAGGGACGUAUCACAUGCCAUUAAAAUCACACCCUUGUGGGAUGGAGCAAGUGAACUACUGGGUGGGUGCUUAGUUGCUGUCCAUGGCCAACUCACCAAAGCUGGCUUGUUCACGUAUUUGUUCUCUACCAUAAUCACCGUGUUCUGAAAAAAAAUGCUAAUCACAAAUACUAAAAUUUGCUUCAUUUCCAUAUUCUGCUUUUCUCUGAGAUUUACUCAGUCAUCAGUUCAAAAUACCAGACUGCAGGGAGAAAAAUCUGUUAAGAUAAUACAGGAAAACACCUUCAUGUAUCUGACUGUCUGUUUGUUUCCCUCCUCUCUUCCUGUGUGCCUUUCUGGUUUUUUAUAGAAAGGUAAAAAUAAUGUUAUUUGCUAGAGGAACUUUUUUUUCUUUUUCUUUCUUCUUUUUUUUUUUCCUAAAAAACAGUUUGUCAAGUAAAGGGGUGGAUUUCACUGGAUCACUGCAGUGUUUACCAUAGGUGUCCAGUGCUAUUUCAGCUGUCCUGAGAUAUCUGAACCACCUGUCAGGUAGGAGGCAGGAUAGAAAGGACUGGUUUUCUGAGGUGACAGCUGGGGAGUGAGUGAAAUACCAUUGUGGAAUGAGAUUUAGCUGCCUAUGUAUUGAAGUCCAGUGCCAUUUAUGAUGUUCUAGGAUUUUCAAGCAUAUUAGAUUUACAUGACAAGGUUUUGGUAGUGGGCAGGCUGCAGCAGUGACCUCUGUGGGAAUCCCCUAUGUGAGAUUUUCCCAUGCCAAUCACAGGUGGUUCCAAACCAGACCCACUUACAGAGGCAGUCAGCAAAGCUGGUGGCCUCCCUGUAAAAUCACAUGUAAGAAAAGGCAAAUAAUGCUAUGCGGACAGAACAGGAGGGAAAAGAAGAGUGAGAACAGCAAUGCAAACACCACAGUAAGAGAGGGAGGAGGAGGAGGAGGAGGAGGAGGUAUUUCCCUACAGCCCAUGAUGGAGCAGAGAUUCAUGCUGCAGCCCAUGGAGGACACUCUGCUGGACCAGAUGGAGAUUUGCUGAAGGAAUUGCAACCCAUGGGGAGGACCUGUGCUGGAGCAGAAGAAAAGUGUGAGGAUGACAAAGGUCCAGAAGGAAAUUGCUGUGUAUUGGUCAGAGGCCCCAGUCUGCCAUCCUCCCUGUACAGAUGGCAGGGCUGGGGAGCAAAGGAAGUCAGUAGAGAAGUGAAGCUGCGCCUGGGAAUAAGGGGACAUGGGGGAAGGAUGUUUUAAUUUUUGCUUUUAUUUCUCACCCUCCUACUCUAUUUUUAAUUGUCAGUAAAUUAUACCAGUCUUCCCCAAGUUGAGUUUGUUUUGCCUGUGACAGUAAUUGCUAAGCAAAUACCAUAUCUUUUUCUUACCUCACAACCUUUUUCAUUUAUUUUUCUUCAUGUCCUAUUCAAGAAAACGAGUGAGGGAGCAGCUAUGUAGGUGCCUGGCAGCUAGGCAAGGUCAAACCCUAAAAAAAUUCACCAUAUUUUAACAAUGGUUACUUUUCUACAUCUACACUUUUCAUGGAGAUUUUUUGUGUAGUUCAAUCUCACACUUAAGUUACCCUUCACACUCCAUGCAUAGUCAAAGAUGAUAAAUUGGUAUUUCUUCUCAUGGGGUUAUUGGAUCUGAAAGCAAAAAUAGUAUUCGGUGUUUAGAAUCUCACACCAAGCUUUUGGGAUUUCCAACAAACAACAAUAAUUCAGCUGCUCAAAAUCAGGACACAGUGAUUCCAUUAUGUAAAGGUUUGGGGGUGAGGCUGGGAGGAAAUGGAAAGCAAUGAUAAUUUACUUUGGAAAAGAACAACGUGCAAUUAUAUGGGUAAUUUACAGUACAAAGCAGAUAAUGUGAACGAACAUUUAUUUAGCUUUAAAGUGAUGAUAAUAAAGAUGCACAUCAUGCACUCUAAUCACCAUAGCAUGUAAUAGACCUGAUGUAAUAAAGCAAAAACUCCAGUGGAGACAUAUCUAAAUGGACACCACCAAAACCCUUCCCUGCAUUUCUCCUCGUAUUUUCAAAUAAACAU